UGCCUGUGGUCAUGUCAGGGGAACAAGACACUGCAAGGGGUUGGAUUUUCACACGAAGUUAAUCCACGGAAGCUUUGCAUUGACUGUGGAGUGAAUUGGUCCUGUCGAUUGCCUGCAAUUUCUAUGAAUCCUGUGUAUCCUGCCACACCUGGGGCUUACCCAGCAACAAGCCCUCCUUUUCCUCCCUCUGGGGGUUCAGCAACACAUACCCCUCCGGGUCUAGGAUUCAAUCACAAUGUAAUUCCCCAGGGAUCAAGUUACCCCUAUACUGCAGCGUCUGCAGGUACUUACAUACCAGGAGUACAGUCUUCUCUUCAUCAACCGCUUUAUAAACAUAGUGCUCCAACAUACAGUCAAGUGUCCAGUCCCGGAGGUGCCCCGCCUCCCUACACACCUACAGCUACGUAUUCUUACCAGCCACCAACACUAGUUGGUCCACACUACGCAGCUCCACAGCCUACGUAUCCAUCGUCAGUAUCACAGUAUACGCCUCAGUAUAACCCGUCCCCUGUUAUUCACCAUACAACAGUAGUACAACAACCUGUAAGGACAGUGUAUGGACAAGAGAGCCCAUAUGAAGGUAGUCACAUGGCUGGUGGCAUGUCUGCAAGUUCAGCACUCAGUAUGGUUGCCAUGCAAAGACCAGGCGGAUACUCAUCACCAUACCACCCUAACCCCUAUCAGCCAAGACUCGGAUACCACUGGUGGCAGGUACAGGGAGCAGGGAGUAAAUCUUACAAAGAUCAUUAAUUCUCAACGGAAGAAGAAAUGCAUAAAUCCUCUGAAAGAGGUGAAAAAGACAAAAUGAUAUAGACUUUCCUUAGAGGGUGUUUUUAACAUUUCCAUCAAGCCUAUCAAAUUUCAGAAGUUUUCUUGAGUUUUAUCUAUGUGCUUGAGAUGUCUAAAUUAUCAGAAUGAGGCUUGUUGGAAUUAGAUGGCGCCCUCUAUGGAUGAAAGCAAUCAGAACAUUUUGAAGACUUUUGUUUAUGUAUUUCACUUUACUUUCAUUUUGAAAACUACCUGGGGGUACGGGGGUUUACAAAGACUAGUCAUUUUAAAGCUUUUCUGCUGUUUUUGGUAAUGUAUAUUCAAUACAUCCACUGCAGCUCAAACUUAGAAAAACAACUUGACGAAAAGGCUUAUAAUGUUUAUUUAUUUUUGUUGUUAUAAUUGUUAUUUAGUGAACUUGUUGUUGUGCUUGCAGAAUAGUCAGAGAAACAAGCCUGUUCCUGUAGUGUAGCAGAAAAUAAUGCCCUUUGUGAAAUUGCUAUAGAACGGUGUCAUUGAUUCAAUUGUAGUUUGAAUUAUAAAAGUAAAUUGAUAUUGAAAACAAAAUCAACCUUAAAACAUCAAGCAGUUCAAGUGUGACAACAAAGCUGUCUUCUUCCUCAUGGAACUUUGCUUUGGUUUGAUUAUUGCUUCUCUGACUAUUCAAGUAAAAUCUAACAAGUCAUUGUUUUUUUUAUUCCGUAUCAUCUAGAUCUUCCACAGACUGCCACCUAUAGUUUGCCAAAGGAAAUGUUCAUUGUAAAAGCGCCAUAGUCAUUGUGCAACACAUUCACAUCUCAUGUAAACAAACCCUUAUUUUCACAUGUGUUGUACCGGGUAUAUGCCACACGAUAUCCAUAUUGACAUGGCCCGACAAGUGUCGCUAAAAAAUUGUGUAAGCUAUGAAUCGUUUUUGGGGCUUGCCUGUAUUGAAGGUAAAGUCAUUGUAGUGGGAAAAUGUCUGAAAUCAUCACCUCCUUGGCUGAUCUAAUACUGUCAGAGUACUCUUAGACUCGCCACUGAGGUUGCAGUGAUGGACGUCUUUCAUGUCCACAUGACCUUGUGCUGAAAGAAGUGGGUAAUAAUAUUUCAGACAUUUUCAUGACUUCACUCUGCCGCAUAGUAUACACCAUGUCCAUAUAUAAAAGUUGUUAUUUUCAUUGUUUUCACAAUUUUGUUUUUUUUCUUCCAAUUCAGAAGUCUUGUGAGACUCAAAAAGAGGCUUUAACAGUCCAUUUUAUGUAUGUUGGUUCUCAACUUACAUGUAUGGAUUCAGGUUUAGAGAGUUGAUUACACAUAAUGUCGCUAUUGGUAUGUGGAUUUGGUCAUUUUAAUCUGUAUUACCUGUUUGGAUUCAUACUAAAACUAUUUGCAACACACAAAAUCAUAUUCUUUCUUUGGAAUAAUGAACUAGGUACUUUAACUUAUUAAUACUUAUACCAGUAUUUUAAGUGCAGGCAUAUUCAUCAAACGAGUACUUCAGUUUUCUUUUUAAUGUGUCACAAAAAGUAUUAUUUCCAGUUAAUGAUGAGUCUCAACCUGGUGUUAAGCAGUAACAUUGAACAAAAAUGCUGAAAAACACAUGCAAUUAUUGUUAUUAAGUUUAAGAUUUGCUUCUUUGUGCUAAAUAAGAAAAAAAGUGACUCUGAUCAAUUAAGUCAAUAUUACUAGAACAAAAUUGUGAUAAUAACAAAUCCAAGGUAAGAAACAAAAAAUGGUUUAUCAAGUCGAUGUGAUAUAAUUUUAAAUUGGGAGACCAGUGUUAAUGUUAUGUUGUCUACUUGAAUCCUACGGUCACAAUGUUUGGCACAGCUGUAAGUAAAAGCUUAAUUUAAAUUUUGGUCUCAGUUUGUGAGCCUGACAAUCAAAACUCAAUGUUGUGUGUUGAAUGUGUGACUGAAACAAAAUCAAGGUUCAAAUUCGAAUUGGAGCAGUUUAACCCUUACUGUGAAACAAAGGAAUAUCAUCACUUUGCCAAAGAGGGCACUAUACUGUUUCAAUUUCUGUGAAGUUUUAUUUUUUAGAGUGCUGGUUUUUACUGUUUUUCAAAGCAGGGUUCAUAGAUUGGAGUCAAAGAACAAAGGCUCUUUGCAGGGAGUAUCCUAAAACCACUACAUAAGAAAUCUCAACAAAUUGCCUGAGAUACUAAAUGCCAUAAAAUCUAUUCUGAUCCUAAAUUGGAGAGCCAUAUUUUGUAUCACAUCGGCUUUACGCAAGGCAACUGGUUCUGGCAUUUCCUGCAAAUUGCAAGUACUCCACACAGGCUGAUGUAGAAUCUUUUUCAUUUAAGAAUAGAUAUGUAUUUUAUAGUUUUAUAGCUGAUAGGCUGAUGUUAAAUUAUUGAACACUUGUUGUACAAGUGUUUGAUUCCAUUGGUGAACUUUGAUCUAUUUAAGUACUUUUACAAGGUUAGAUAUUCAAAUGAGUUGACAUGACCAAGUUAGUCGUGUGAUAACAUUGCACUUCUAAUAUUUAAGAAUUAUCAAAUCGUUGUUUUGAAAAAAAGUUGAUGUGUUCUGUAAUUUAAUUUUUUCAUCAGAGUACAUCAUGUGGAAGCCUUAUAAAGGCACCUACUAUUGACAGAUUAAGGACGGUUAACUUGUUCAGAAUUUUUUCUGUGAGCUGUUUUCAUGACAUAAUCAGGCUGUACAAAACUGGUGCCAUCUAUGUGUCUCCAUUGCUGAACUGUGUUUUUUUUAUUUUCAUGAUUUGUGAAAAUAUGUUGCAUUUCAUUCAUAACAAAUUUUCACUCCCCUCAAAAAAAACGAAAUUAAGAAAACAUUUGAUAAAAAAAAUAGGUUGUGAUAAUGUAAAUGAAACCAAUGGAGGAUUUCUUAUUUUUAGCUUGUUGAAACACAGAUGUAUCUUUUGGAUGUUAUUGGUUCUGACACAUUUGCAAUAUUUACCUAGUAUUGUAUUCAGAUUUAAUAAAAGGAUGAAUGUUCACGGGCCAA
Saccoglossus kowalevskii is the source of this 3722-nucleotide messenger RNA. RefSeq lists its product as uncharacterized. Lineage: Eukaryota; Metazoa; Hemichordata; Enteropneusta; Harrimaniidae. The record is from RefSeq and is a predicted model, not a curated record.